CUAUACUCAAAUCCAGCGACCAAAGCAAAGGCGAGAUAAAGUUUGAAAGAACUUGGAGUAGCCUACAGCUUCACCGAAAUGACAGCCUACCGGUGAAACGUUUUUGGGGAGAAGAGGUGGAAACGGACUAGGGACGGGAGGGAUAGAGCACGGAGGGGAGGGACCCAGUGCGCUGAUGGACUGAGAGACAGAUAGGGUUUCUAAUGCACACUAUCUCCUCACCCCUCUCCAUCUGACCGUCUCUCUCUGGCGGAUGAUGUAAUUGUUUUCUAGGAACCUUGCCUUUGCUGAAAGCAGUUAUAUUUUCCAUUUCCAAGUAUCAACUACAGCGCAUAGACUCCACGCAUCUCUCCAACGUCUCUCCGGUCUCCUGUGGGACGGGUGGCGAGGGAGGGUUCGGAGAGACGGGCGUUGAAGCUCUAGUGAGGGGUCUCAGCGGGAUAUUGCUGCAUUUCGGUGGUUCCCAACGGUGCGGUCAUGUGGCAAAGAAUUGUGAUUUGCUGCGCGCUGCUUGCGCUCUGUUCAGCAGCACCGCCCGCUCACAUCAACCGUCUGGCGCUGUUCCCUGACAAGAGCGCUUGGUGCGAGGCCAAGAACAUCACACAGAUAGUCGGACACACCGGCUGCCAGCCUCGCUCUAUCCAAAACAGGGCGUGUCUGGGGCAGUGCUUCAGCUACAGCGUCCCCAACACCUUCCCCCAGUCCACUGAGUCCCUGGUGCACUGUGACUCCUGCAUGCCUGCACAGACACAGUGGGAGGUGGUGACUUUGGAGUGCCCGGGCAGUGAGGAUGCUCCUCGUGUGGAUAAGCUGGUGGAGAGGAUCCUCCACUGCAGCUGCCAGUCCUGCAGUAAGGAGGGAGCCCAGGAGGGGGCACUGAUGCAGCUCUACCCAUCAGAGAGCGCCCAAGACCCCCCUAUCCUACCAGAGAGCCACCACAGCGGCACACACUCUCAGCAUGCUCACACACACACAGAGCCACACACACACACAUCUGAUGGAGGGUAGGUCGCUCGAUCGCCACUGACACUUCCUCUCUCUCCAUUCUUGAUUCUUCUCCCAAACCUCUCCACAAGUUGUUUCUUCUACACACAGUUACAACACUUUGAAAGUAAAACUUCACUUUACAUGAAAACUGCUUAUAAAAGCACAUGCACACAAGCUCCCUCAUGCUGUACUCUUCACAAGACAACCACAGUAUAAGUGAACACAUACAAAGACACCAGCUUAUCUACACUGUUUUUGUCAUCUAACUUCUCACUUAGGAGGACAACGAAUAUAACAAUCCUACACACACACACAUAUGCACACCCAGGCAUGCACUCUGACGCGCAACUAUAGACUUUUGAAGCUGUAGUCUUUUAUCUGUAAAUCUGUCUUGAAAAAAAUAAUUUAAAAAUCAUAGAGCUACAGUUCAAACCCUACAAAGGUUCUUGCCUUAAUUUGUGUCUAUAACCAAUUUGCAUUAGUAUCUGACCUAAUGUUAUAUGUUCCAAUUAGUGCUUCUCCUAUGAGAAUAAAUCUAUUUUUGUUCAAUCUUA
Molecule: messenger RNA, 1541 nt
Organism: Coregonus clupeaformis (lake whitefish)
Lineage: Eukaryota; Metazoa; Chordata; Actinopteri; Salmoniformes; Salmonidae
Product: neuroblastoma suppressor of tumorigenicity 1
Exons: 4
Coding region: 478-1008 (176 amino acids)
Biological process (GO): animal organ morphogenesis
Molecular function (GO): BMP binding; receptor ligand activity
Source: RefSeq, a predicted model, not a curated record